AUGCAAGGUCGGAUAACUUGGACUCCCUACGAUUAUUGUUUUCCAGCAAUAGAAGAAGAAGAGAAGAGCAGUAGAGUAACUAACAGAGCAACAGCAACAGAUUCAGCCAAACAAGCAUCAAAAGCAGUGACAACAGCAACAACAACAAAGAAAUCUAUUAUCCUUUUGUUGGAUGAUACUGCUACUACUGCAUUGAGUAUUUGUCGACAUCCUAUCCCUCUCUUCUCUUCUCUUACCCCAACCUCUAAUCUGGGAGGACUAAAUACAGCUUGGCUUAUAUCCGAUAAUAAUAAUAAUAAUACAGCAGAGUAUUAUGUUGAUGAUGAUCGUUGGUUGAUGGGGGAUCGAUCCACUUUAAUCAUUAAAUUAUUGUAUGGUCAGGUCAUUGGUUGUUGGGUUUGUGUCUGGAUGGUAGGCAGCUUAAGCAGAGCAGCUGAUGAUGAUGCAGCGGUGCGCUGUAUUGGCAUUAGUAGUAGUAUCCAUGACUGGCCAGUCAGUCAGUCAUUGGUUCAUAGUUGGGGUAUGACUGGCAAUGACUUUGACUGUGAUAGUAAUCCUUUAUAUCCUUAA
This is a messenger RNA of Cavenderia fasciculata, 570 nucleotides long. RefSeq lists its product as uncharacterized. The record is from RefSeq and is a predicted model, not a curated record. The coding region runs from base 1 to 570 and encodes 189 amino acids. NCBI's taxonomy places the organism in Eukaryota, Evosea, Eumycetozoa, Acytosteliales, Cavenderiaceae. The transcript has 6 exons.